AUAAAUGUGUUAACUACAGUAAAUCUUAAUAUUAAACAAAUUUUCAGUAUUUUAAAAGAAUUAAUUUGUCUAGUUUUUCUACAGAACCGUUGAACAGAAUUUAUAAAGUUGGGCUAGAUAAUAACUUGAUGAAAAAAGCGUGACACUCCGUUCCAGUUAUUAGCCAGUUGGCUUGUAAAGUAACUAGACAAUUUCAAGCGCGACUGGACAGUUCCUUUAUAAUAACUAGGACAAAUUUCUACUAGGGAAUCGGUACUGUGGAAUUAUUCAUAAGUGACUAAUUCAAAAUUAAAGAAAAGAUAUUCUAAGUUUGAUUUAAGCAACAUAUUUUUGAUUCAAAUAAAUGGUUUUCACAGUGAAAUAAGGAUCUUUUUAAUACUAUAGUAACCGACUAACAAAAUCUGACUAGUUGGAUAGUCGAAAAUUACUAACUUAAGUAUAUCGAUUUCUAAAUUCAAAUUAGUAAUCGCAAGAAGUUUCACUAAUUCAUUACUUAAUGAACGAACCGGUUUAACCGAUUUAAAGCGAAAACUGACUAUUUUCGCACCUUGUAAAUAUAAAUAUAUUCAAAGAUGUUGAUUUUUUUAUCGUUUUAAUUAAACAGAAAGAGGGUCAAGUGAGGAACGGGAAGGGGGUUAUUUGAGUCUAACAAAAGAUUAAAAAUUCCCGUUUUUCUCAAAGGAAGAUUGAAUCGAGCGAGUCACCAGGUGCAAAUAAAGUAAAUCCGUUCCUGGUACUCUGGAUCGACGGUAGUGGGAAGCGGCAGAUUCGUACGUGUCUCGGGGACGACACCACUCGCGCUACCCGGCUUUGAGGAACGCGCCAGUCUGACUUGGAACUUGGUCCGUGUCGGCGCGCAUUCUCUAAUGCUCAGUUUAUCGUGUUUCCACCCCAAACACGCGGGUGAAUGUCAUUUUUCAACCCUCCCCUCUCCAUAUACAUACACACACACACUCGACAAAGUGCGACGCAAUAGAAAAUAACUAUCCUCGACAUUUCAAGUAUACAUGUAUAUAGAGCCGCGGAAAUUCAAUUGUUACUAUUUUUCUCGCCCACAAUAACACAAAAUAAGAUAAUCUUGUUCGAAGAAGCAAAAUAUUGUCAAGUACUUUUGGAAGAGGAUAUACUAUUGCAAGAGGAUAUAUUAGAUACAUAUAUAUUAUUGAAAGUGAAAGAAGUGAUCAUCCUUUGAGCGCGGAUAAAUGUGAUACCUACACUAAUCCCGCUUAUACGAACUUGCCUUUUGAACUGUGAAUACAAGUGUUACUUAAGUCAGAAACAAAAAUAGAUUAAAUCUAUUUUUCAACCUGUUACAAAUCGUUUAUAUAACAAAAGAUAACUGACACAGAGUUUAUAAUAGAAGAGAGAUAGCAUCUGUUGUUAAAUUAUUAUUAUUAUUAGUAAUUAAAAAGAAAAAAUUCAUGUUAAUAAAAGAGAAGAAAAUUGAGGCGAAGGAAAUGACGAAGAAGUGUAAGAUUUGUGAGUUGUUUGGUGAGAAUCAAGUGGCAAAUCAUGGAUUAAGUCAUCCGUGUCAUUUGGCAAAUUUGCAACAGUCAAACAUCCUCAAUUUGGGCUUGAAUUAUGAUUCCGACACAAACUACGUGAAUCACGGUUUACUAAAUGGUCUUUAUCUGCCGCAACUCAAGGAUAUGAUGCUCGCCGCCUACUUACUUAGAGGUAAGGUUUUGACAAUGGAUUUGUAUCUAUUCCUCUCUUCUUUCAUGGUACGAUAAGGUAUAACAAUUUUUU
Leptopilina heterotoma is the source of this 1749-nucleotide messenger RNA. RefSeq lists its product as uncharacterized. Lineage: Eukaryota; Metazoa; Arthropoda; Insecta; Hymenoptera; Figitidae. The transcript has 3 exons. Bases 1422 to 1733 code for a protein of 103 amino acids. The record is from RefSeq and is a predicted model, not a curated record.